AUGUGUGAACGAAACGAUGACGAGUACAGUUUUUUGCCAUCCCAAAGACGUCCAAUUCCUAGUAAUAACCCAAUAUGCCUCAGGGCACAAAAGUACGGACUGAAGAGUGAUAAAGCGAUUCAGCUGGGUUCAAGAAAAAAAGCAGGACAACAAACAGCUCUUGCUAGUACAUUAGAUUCCCUCUGCAUUCAUGUAUGCUGUCUGUCAGAAACGAGAAGCCAGAACGUAAGUACUGUAACUGAACUGAUUGGCCCAUCACUCUCGUUUCUGGCUUCGCACCUCUGGUGA
Molecule: messenger RNA, 288 nt
Organism: Opisthorchis viverrini
Lineage: Eukaryota; Metazoa; Platyhelminthes; Trematoda; Opisthorchiida; Opisthorchiidae
Exons: 2
Coding region: 1-288 (95 amino acids)
Source: RefSeq, a predicted model, not a curated record